Stylonychia lemnae is the source of this 1548-nucleotide messenger RNA. NCBI's taxonomy places the organism in Eukaryota, Ciliophora, Spirotrichea, Sporadotrichida, Oxytrichidae. The record is from the annotation of a GenBank genome assembly.
AUGAUGAAGCAGCAGUCCUAAGAAAGAGCCAUGGUCGCCGCUUAGCUCCAGGACAGCGUGUCAGGCAAUCUCAAGUCCUACAUCCAAGACCUUAAGAAGGUAGCCACAACCAACAAGCAAAAGCGUGCAAUGAACUAAUAAUCACAGAGCUACCUAAAAUCCUAAAACCCUAACUACCCUUAAUCAACGAAAAAUAGUGGAAACAUGCAAAUGAUCUUUAUGAAUAAUCCGCUAGGAAUGAGUCAGAAUAUCAUAUAACAACAAAAUAAUAACAUGAACAAUAGUGCAAUGCUAAGCAAUAACAAAAUACUAAUAUAAAGUGAUCAAGAAUUAAUGUUAAAUUAAACAUAAAUUCUAUCGCCAAGAUAAAGCAAUAUACUAAGUAGUUAAAAUGGUAAUCUACCCCAGAGACCUAACAUGCUCAAUAAUAAAGCACUUGCUUACCUCAAUUCUAAAAAAGCUAAUUCAAUACUGAAAAGCUAUGAGGAAGCGAUUAAUACAAAUAAAUUUAUUCAAAAUCAGGGAAGUAAAAACGGCAAUAAUAAGCGUGGGAAUGGUAUGCCAGAAAACAGUUAGGCUAAUAUUGGAUUUAAUGAGCGUGGAAGAUCCUAACAAAAAUCUCGGGGAGGAAUGAGAAACCAUAAUGAUAUGGUCUUGCAAAGUGAAGAAUAAAAUUACCCCCCAUAUUCCGCAAUGAUGUCGCCUGUUAAUAUAAAUCCUCAAUAAUACGCUAACAUGAAAAGCUUGCUUGAAAAUAAUUUCAAUUAAACUUAGUAAAUAGGCAGCGCUUCACAGUAAUAGUAGAGACCAUAAAAAGAAGUCAUUAUCAGAAAAUAAUCAUCUAAAUCACUUCUUAAAAAUGCUAAAGAAGAGACUCCUGUUAAAAAGCAAUCAUAAUAGGUAAAUAGAGGCUAGCAAAGGGUUUUAUCCUAAGUGACAACUAACAGAUAGGAUUUAAUUAUUACAGACUCAACUGCUGGUCAAAUUACUAAUGAUACUAGCAGCAUGACAAGAUAAGGGGAUAAUCCACAUCAUAGAAAACUCGGAUCGCACAACUUUGUUAUCAAGACUAAUGCAUAAAACUCAGAUGCUGGAACAAGAUUUAGUGGAAAUGAUGAAGGUGAUAGUUAGAAGGCUUUAAUGAAAAAGAUACACACUUUAGGAAAUUCACUAGGAGCCCAUAAAAAGUCUCUCAAUAUUAGCUAGUAGUUUGGUGAUAGCAUCAACGAUCUUACCCUUGCCAAGACUGGAAAAAUUAACAAUCUCAAUUUGAGUAGUCUAUUAAAGUCUCAUCUACUGGAUGAUGAUGGUAUCGAGGACUUACAUUUUUAUUUUGUGAGCUUCAAUCAUCAUAAACAAGGCAUUCUCAAAUAACACGAAGUUGGAGCAAUCAAAGUCUAAAAUGAUAAGCAUUAAAAACACAAAAAAUCUAAUAGUAGCACUGCUGUCAACAUCAAACCUAAUACUAAUUUAUAGCAACCUAGGAGGGAUGAGAUAAAACAAUCUGAUAAGACCAUCGAAACAGUUGAUGAAGAGGAUUUGUUCUGA